UCAAAUAGCCUUCAGAUGGUGUACAUUACGAUUAUAUCGGAAUUUAAUGUGAGAGAAAAAAAAAACGUGGGUGCGCAUACAUUCAUACUCACACACAUCACAAUUUUUUUCAUUUUGUUGGGAUAUAUGUAAUGUAUUUGCGCCCACCACAUUUCUUUUUCACAUUAGAUUCCAAUAUGAUCAGAAUUUACACCAUCUGAAAGGUAUUUUUAGAGAAUUUCAUUUAAAAAAUCCAUUUUUCUGAAAGAUAUGAGGAAACAAAAUCAGUGGGGCACACUUGUGUAGGUAUGCCAACUAUACAGUACCCCAUUGUUUUUUAAAGACGAUAAAUUCUAUUGAAGAAACUUUGGUUGCUAUGUCUAGCAUUAUGAGAGACGACGUCGAGGCUCCUUCGUUAGCUAAGAUGAUUUUUUUCAGUUUUAGCACGAGUUUGACAGUUAAAAAUAAACAUGUGUCUUAAUGGGUGUGUCCUGUCUUACAUGUGGUUAGUUUAGCCUGUACUUCCGGUGAACAGCAACAUGCUGUAUUUCAGAUUGCCUCUGAUUUGGUUAGUUUGAGCCCAAGACUUGCGUCAACAGAUUGAGGACAUAUAAGGAGGGAUAUGAAAAGGAUAUGUUGUUGUUGUUGUUGUUUAAUGAGACAAGAAAUACAGAAGUUAAGACAGAGAAGAUCGGUCAUCUUACUGUGUUGAUGAAAUAUAUCUUGUGCUUCUGAAAUACUCUCUCAUAAUGAGUGUUUUUAAAUGCGGAACCUGUGGUUCAUAUUGAACACCUGAAAUUGUGGUAUAUCCCUUUACAAACAUCCUUGUUAAGCAUAAACCACACACACACACACGCACACACACACACACGCACGCACACGCACACACACACACACUAGGUUAUUCUAUAUUAUUAUGAGGAGAAAUGUUCCUACUUAUAAAACAAGCUUGGCAACAGGAAUAGCACCUGGCUGUAAAAAUCCUGUUUUAAAUACUUCCUCUAUCUAAGUCAUGCUAGCAUGGAAAAACAGUUAUUAAGUGAACAAACAAAUGAUUAUGAAGAGAAAUUAUUUAUUGUAAAUAGCAGCUUAAUUAAUAGCAAAAUGGUUAAAUCAAUAGCAAGACCUUAUCAAUGUGACAUUUGUGGCAAAGCAUUUACCAAAAAUAGUCAUUUGACAGAUCAUAGACGUACCCACACAGGUGAUAAACCAUUCCAUUGUGAAUUUUGUGCCAAGUCUUUCCCUGUGCAAAGCAGUUUAAUUAAGCAUAUAUUGGUUCAUACUGGAGAGAAGCAAUACCAUUGUGAAAUUUGUGGCAAAGCAUUCUCACAAAACAGUAACUUAAAUAAGCAUAAACUUAUUCAUACUGGUGAAAAACCCUAUCAAUGUGGAGUUUGUGGCAAAUCAUUUGCUGUUGAAAAUUACUUAAUUCAACACAAAUUUAUUCAUACAAAAGAGAAACCAUAUCACUGUGGAAUUUGUGGGAAAUUAUUUUCUCGUAAGAAUUAUUUAUUAGUUCACAAGCUUGUUCACAAAGUUGUAAAACCUUUCCAGUGUCAAACUUGUGGAGAGAGCUUUUCUAAAGAAAAAGGUUUAAUUCAACAUGGAGUGAUACACACUGGUGAGAAACCAUUUCUGUGUGACAUUUGUGGAAAGGCAUUUUCUCAAAACAACUACCUAUUAAUUCAUAAACGAAUUCACCAGCCAGGGAAACCUUACUGUUGUGAAUUUUGUGGAAAAGCCUUCACUGUCAAUAAAAAUCUAAUCCAGCAUAAAGUUGUUCAUAGUGGAAAUAAACCUUACCACUGUGAAAUUUGUGGAAAAAUAUUUUCCCGAAAGAAUGAGUUAACUGUUCACAAACGAGUUCAUACUGGGGAAAAACCAUACCAUUGUGAAAUUUGUGGAGAAGCUUUUGCUGAGAUUGGUACUUUAAUAAGACAUAAACUGGUUCACACUGGAGAGAAAUCAUACUGCUGUGUCAUUUGUGGUAAAGCAUUUUCACUAAGAACUAACUUAAAUAAACAUAAACUGGUUCAUACAGGAGAGAAACCUUUUCAUUGUGAAUUUUGUGGGAAAUUAUUUACUCAAAACAGUAACUUAAUUAUACAUAAACGUAUUCAUACAGGUGAGAAGCCCUACCACUGUGAUUUUUGUAGGAAAACCUUCUCUUCAAAUGGAAACUUAAAAAGACACAAACUUGUUCACAUGGAGAAAGAUACAAUAGCAAAGAAUCUUAGCUAAGUCGCUUUUUGGAUAGUUUCUUCAUUAGAUUGGUUCCUUAAUCAUUGAGAAAUAUUUUUGAAGUUUUACUUAAUACAUAACCAACUAAACAGAAUUAGUGAAUAUUCUUAAUGUUGCCUGUAUUAAUUGGCCAUCCACAUUCUGUAGCCUUUGAGUAAAUAGAAUCAAUAAUUCAGGGUAUUGUUAAACUCUCUCGUUGACUGACAAUGCUCUGAGAUCAAAUCUCACCAAGGUCAUAUCCCUUCAGUAUUGAUAAAAGAUACCAAUCUGGAGCAGUUGAUUGGUGAAACCAUAAGAACUUUAGUAUUUGGUCCAGCUCUUUGCAUUCUAAGUUCAAAUUCAGCUAUAGUAUACUUGGGUGGUUGACUUAAUCCAUCACCCAGUUUAACACCAACACUUGGCAUUUUGGGUGCUUUUUCACAGAAUCUUUUCUGCUGCAAGCAUUCAGACUGGGUCUUUUAUUUGAGCAUACAACGAAUUGAAGGAAUUCAUUGCUAUCUUUAGUCACUCUUUCUGGGUUGAUAAAAUAAAGCAUCAGUAAGGUACUGGGUCGAUGUAAUGGACUAACCCAGUGGUUCUCAACCAUUUAUUUGCUUAUGGACCCUCUUUGGUUCCUAUUUUACUCCAGUGGACCCCCUCCGUAGCCAUUCGAUGUUUGAAUAAAAUAUUAUUAUAUUUUAUAACUGAAUAUUAGGAGAGUCAAGACUAUGGAAAAGGUCGCAAGACGCAACGAACAUUUUAGGAAAAUAAAAAUAAGAAAUAAGUGGAAAUUUUACCGGUGAGUGUGUUAAAUUAUAAGGCACAAAAAGAAAAUGACUCUCCCCAGACUCGACUGAAUAUUAGGAAUUGUGUAAAAAAAGUUGUUGAAAUAUUUUGUGUAUUAUGGAAGUAUAACCAAUUUCAUUUCACAUGAAUUUUAACAACAAAAUCUUAUAUGGACCCCAAUAUGAUCAUACGAACUCCAGUUGAGAACCACUGGACGAACCCCUCCCCUAAAUUUGCUGGCUUUGUGCCUAAAUUUUGAAAUAUGGUCUAAGGGAAAUAACUCUGAAUUAGAAAGGACCAUGAAACUAUGUUAACAGUAGUUUUAUUCGUGAUAUAAGCAGUUGUGGGUUUAUAUUUCUAAAUGCAUUUAUAACAGUUGUUUCUAACAGGCACGAGGCCUGAAAUUUGGGAGAAAGAAUUAUUCACUAUCAUAAAAUAUAAAGUUGAACUCAGAACGUAAAGGAUUGAAAGAAUAUCACAAGCCAUUUCUUCUGAUACUAAUGGUUCUGCCAAUUUUCUUCUCAUAAAUGUAUUUAUAACACUGAUCUUUGAGAUGGACACAAAGCGUCAUAAUUUGUAUGGAGGAAACACUCAAUUAUAUUGUCACCAAUACUUGACUGGUACUUACUUUAUCAACCGUGGAAGAAUGAAAAACAAAGUUACCACCAGAAGAAUCCAACCUCAGAAUAUAACCAGCUACCACAAGUCUGUUACCUUGCCAAUUCUGCCAAUCCACUGCUCUUAAAUUCAGUUCUCAUAAGGUUUGCUAAUACCAGCUCACACAUUUUGGGAAAGGGUUUAGUUGAUUUAACUGACAUCAAUACUUUACUGGUAUUUAUUUUACUGUCCUUAAAUGAAAUUUUUAUAAUAAACAAGAAGCAAUUUAUUACGCAUGGAUUUUUUUUUUAUACUCUUUACUUAUUUCAGUCAUUUGACUGCGGCCAUGCUGGAGCACCGCCUUUAGUCGAGCAAAUCGACCCCUGGACUUAUUUUUUGUAAGCCUAGUACUUAUUCUAUUGGUCUCUUUUGCCGAACUGCUAAGUGACGGGGACAUGAACACACCAGCAUCGGUUAUCAUGCAAUGCUAGAGGGACAAACACAGACACACACAUAUAUAUAUGUAUAUAUAUCUAUAUAUAUAUAUAGAUUUAUAUACAUAUACACACAUACAUACGAUGGGCUUCUUUCAGUUUCCAUCUACCAAAUCCACUCACAAGGCUUUGGUUGGCCUGAGGCUAUAGUAGAAGACACUUGCCCAAGAUGCCACGCAGUAGGACUGAACCCAGAACCGUGUGGUUGGUAAGCAAGCUACUUACCGCACAGCCACUCCUGCGCCUAUAUGCGUCAUCUAUGAAAAAACAUUUUUUCCUGGUGUGUAUUUAGCAUCAUAAAACCAAAUUUGAACUCUAUAUAUAGUUAUAAUGAACUGUUCGUGAGCUUGAAGACUUUCUUUUCAUAUGUAAAUUGAAAUAUUUUUACAUGCUUUGGAGAAAAUGUUGCUAUAACCCUUUUACUGUGGAAAACUCAAGAAGACGUUGACAAUACAAAUAUUUCUUUUAAAUAUUUAAACCUUUUUGUAUAUGAAAAUAAAUGGCAAAGUUUUCAUUGGUUAGCUUGAUCUAUA
Octopus bimaculoides (California two-spot octopus) is the source of this 4609-nucleotide messenger RNA. RefSeq lists its product as uncharacterized. Gene Ontology annotation, cellular component: nucleus. The record is from RefSeq and is a predicted model, not a curated record. Gene Ontology annotation, molecular function: DNA-binding transcription factor activity, RNA polymerase II-specific; RNA polymerase II cis-regulatory region sequence-specific DNA binding. Gene Ontology annotation, biological process: regulation of transcription by RNA polymerase II. NCBI's taxonomy places the organism in Eukaryota, Metazoa, Mollusca, Cephalopoda, Octopoda, Octopodidae.